AUGGAAGCCAUCCAUGCCGGGAAAGGACUGGAAAGUGGGGAGCCCUGCUGCGGGGGCGGCGUGAGCCCCAUCUGGCUACCCCCCUGCCUGCGGCAAGGAGGAGAGCGGCUGGCAGCCCCCGAGAACUUUGGGACCCCAGAGGCAUUCACAGCAGAGCAGGCAGACGUGAAGGCCAGACUAGAAGGGGGGCCUCAGCCAGGUGGCAGGGAGACCAAGGGCCGCCGCCGCCGCCGCCGCGGAGGGAUCUGGAGUCGCCACGAGAGGGGAGCAGAGAGCACCCGGAACCCCUCGGGGUGGGGGCCUAGGCUGGCUGGACGGACCCCGGUCCGGACCUGGAGCCGCGAGCCCCCCCCCGCUCAGAGGCGCGCCUUCCUCCUCCUCCUCCGGUGGCGACAGAGGCAGCCACCCAGCAGCCCUGCCUCGUGUCCAUCCCCGUGGCGCUUGGCCUGCUGCUGCUCCACGCGCACGCACGCACGCAGCCUGCUGCUGCUGCCCACGAGGUUGGCUGCCUUCCGCGCGCCUCCCGCCGUGGAGGGGACGGGCUCGCCGGCUCUCUCUGCCCGGCCGUGCGCUCGCGCGCUCCAUUGGCAGAGCCGGCUGGGCGAGGCAAGCGGCGGCUGCCCUGGCUCCGGCAGGAGAGGAUUGCCUCCCGCUCCCGCCGGCCCACCCCCAACCCGCCGCCUCUCGCUCCGCCCGCCACUGGGAUUCGGCCGCGAGCUGCCGCCGCCGCCGCCGCCGCCACCACCAGGAGAUGCCCUUUUCCCGUCGCCGAAGCGCAGCCAGCUGCCUCCCUGCUCAGCCUUGGCUCGAGGCCCCUGGAUGCCAGCGUCUUGCGCCAGCCGCUCUGACCAGGCCGAUGAUGGAGGGGACCAGCAGUCGCUUGGGCCAGGCCCCGAUGCCCAGAGCAGGAGCCCAGAAGCUGCCCCGGGAGUGGAGUCCCUGAGCCCCCGGCCCCCGCCCUCUGACGGCCCUGCGGCCUCGGCCAUGGCGAAGAAGAGCGCUUUUUGGUGACGGUGCUGGGCUGAGCGAGCCCCGGGGCAGGUGUGCGGCUGGCCCUUCUCCCUGCAGGGGACAGCGGCUCCUCCCUGCUCUCCCGGACAGCGGGGCACGUGGGAGGCCUGCUUCUGCCCCACCCGAUGCCUGGAGCCCGGCAGCCGGGACGGGGCUGCUGCCUGGAGGAAGAGAGGCGCCCGGGCCAGGAGAGGCCUGCUGCCUGCCCCUCGCCCCCCCACCCCCCGGCUUCCUGAGGAGUAGCGCUGCCCCAAGGAUGCCUCCGCUGCUGCCCCCCUCCGAGGGCUGACUGGGCACCGUGGCUGGCAGCUCCCCUCCCUGCCCAAGGGAUGCCCACGCCCUCUCUGCCAGCGGCCAGGGCUCCGUGGUGAUGGCUGC
This is a messenger RNA of Hemicordylus capensis (graceful crag lizard), 1389 nucleotides long. RefSeq lists its product as uncharacterized. The record is from RefSeq and is a predicted model, not a curated record. NCBI's taxonomy places the organism in Eukaryota, Metazoa, Chordata, Lepidosauria, Squamata, Cordylidae. Bases 1 to 1011 code for a protein of 336 amino acids. The transcript is spliced from 3 exons.